Messenger RNA from Nyctereutes procyonoides (raccoon dog), 441 nucleotides. RefSeq names its product EKC/KEOPS complex subunit TP53RK-like. The annotation marks the transcript as partial. NCBI's taxonomy places the organism in Eukaryota, Metazoa, Chordata, Mammalia, Carnivora, Canidae. Gene Ontology annotation, molecular function: protein serine/threonine kinase activity; ATP binding. Gene Ontology annotation, biological process: protein phosphorylation. Gene Ontology annotation, cellular component: cytosol; nucleus; EKC/KEOPS complex. The transcript has a single exon. The record is from RefSeq and is a predicted model, not a curated record.
UCCAACUGCUUAUACACGGAAGAAAUUGAAGGUUCAGUGACUGUUCAAGAUUAUAUUCAGUCUACCAUGGAGACUGAAAAAACUCCUCAAAGUCUCCUCGGCCUAGCCAAGAGAGUUGAGCAGGUUUUGGCUCGAAUGCAUGAUGAAGACCUCAUUCAUGGUGAUCUCACCACCUCGAACAUACUCCUGAAACCCUCCACGGAACAGCUGAACAUUGUGCUCAUAGACUUUGGACUGAGUUUCAUUUCAGCACUUCCAGAAGAUAAGGGAGUUGACCUCUAUGUGCUAGAGAAAGCCUUCCUCAGUACCCACCCCAAUACUGAGACUGUGUUUGAAGCCUUUCUGAAGAGCUACACCACCUUCUCCAAAAAGUCCAGGCCAGUGUUAAAAAAAUUAGACGACGUGAGACUAAGAGAAAGAAAGAGGUCCAUGGUUGGGUAG